Messenger RNA from Alligator mississippiensis (American alligator), 1976 nucleotides. Its product is annotated as cytochrome P450 2G1. Gene Ontology annotation, cellular component: cytoplasm; intracellular membrane-bounded organelle. The record is from RefSeq and is a predicted model, not a curated record. Lineage: Eukaryota; Metazoa; Chordata; Crocodylia; Alligatoridae. The coding region runs from base 21 to 1595 and encodes 524 amino acids. Gene Ontology annotation, biological process: xenobiotic metabolic process. The transcript is spliced from 9 exons. Gene Ontology annotation, molecular function: iron ion binding; oxidoreductase activity, acting on paired donors, with incorporation or reduction of molecular oxygen, reduced flavin or flavoprotein as one donor, and incorporation of one atom of oxygen; heme binding.
UGCUCUCAUUGUGUGCUGCGAUGGAGCUCAGAGAUGCAGCGACUCUCUUCCUAACAGCCUGUAUUUUGUGCCUGAUCCUCCUCUGGGAGAGGAAACAAAGGCGGCCAAGGAGCAAGCUCCCCCCGGGGCCAAUCCCUUUGCCACUGUUGGGCAACCUGCUGCAGCUGAGGGCAAGUGGGAUGCUGAAGCCACUGAUGAAGAUGAGAGCGCGGUACGGCCCUGUGUUCACACUGCACCUGGGCCCACGACAGGUCGUGUUCAUCUGCAGCUGUGAGGCCUUGAAGGAAGCCCUGGUAGAUCAAGCCAAGGAGUUCAGUGGCCGAGGAGUAGUGACCUCACUGAACAAGCUCUUCGAUGGUUAUGGUGUUGUCAUGGCCAACGGGGACCGGUGGCAGCAGCUCCGGCGAUUCUGCACCUCAACCCUGAGGAAUUUUGGGACGGGGAAAAGAAGCAUUGAGGAGCGGAUCCAGGACGAGGCCCAGUACCUGGUGGAGGAGAUCAGGAAAACUAAAGGAUCUCCCUUUGACCCCACGCUCGUGAUAAGCCACGCAAUCUCUAACGUCAUCUGCUCCGUUGUCUUCGGGAGCCGCUUCGACUACACGGACCAGAAAUUCCUGCACUUGAUGGGCAUCAUUAAUGACACAUUCCUGGAAUUAAGCAGCGUUUGGACCAUGCUCUACGAGACAUUUCCAAGCAUCGUGCGGUACAUCCCCGGCCCACAUCACCGGAUCUUUGGCCACUACAAGGCGCUGCAUGAUUUCAUCACCGAGAGGUUGAGGAUAAACCAGCAGACACUGGACCCCAGCUGCCCUCGGGACUUCAUUGACUCCUUCCUCAUCAAAAUGGAGGAGGAAAAGCAAAACCCGCAGAAUGAAUUCAGCACCAGGAACCUGGUGGAGACGACAAUACAGUUAUUUUUUGCUGGGACGGAGACAACGAGCUCCACCUUGAGAUACGGAUUCCUGCUCUUGGUGAAAUACCCAGAAAUACAAGAGAAGGUGCAGGAGGAAGUCGACCGCGUCAUCGGGCAGAACCACAGCCCAGCCAUGAACGACCGAGGCCGGAUGCCGUACACCAACGCCGUGAUCCACGAGAUCCAGAGAUUCGCUAACAUCGUCCCCUUGGGGGUGCCACACAAAGUGACCUGCGACACCCACUUCCAGGGGUACCUUCUCCCCAAGGGUACAGAUGUCUUCCCUGUAUUGGGCGCAGCUCUCUGGGACCCCAAAUACUUCAAGGAUCCAGAAAGCUUCCAUCCCGGGCAUUUCUUGGAUGAGGAAGGCCGCUUCAAGAAGAACGAUGCCUUCCUACCAUUUUCCUCAGGCAAGAGGGUGUGUCUGGGAAAGAGCCUGGCCCUCAUGGAGCUCUUCCUGAUCCUAACCACCAUCCUGCAGCGCUUCACCCUGAAAUCGCCAAAACUUCCGCAAGAGAUCGACCUCACCCCAAAAGCAAGUGGGUUUUUAAACGCACCUCCCGACUACAAGCUCUAUGCCAUCCCAAGGGAAGGAGGGCUGGAGAGCACUAUAGGAGAGCCAUGGCAGACCGUGGAACAAGAUGGAGGAAAUGAUGAACCCAAGGCAGCGAGGCACGGGUGACUGAAGAAGGCCCGUCACAUGCAACCUCGUCUUCAGGAGCCGAUUCUACCACUCUCCGGCCAUUGUACCCAUGGUGUUUUCCAAGCUUCUUCUGAAUAUCUUUGCAUAGUGAAAAUAGCAGCAAGCCGCGUCCGGCGCAGAAGGCAGGUAAGCUUGCGGCCACGACUACGCUUGGUUUUGUGACUGAAGCACCGGGCCUGCAGCAGGACUCCUGGGUUGCUUUCUGGCUGCAGGAGGGACUGUGGCGUCCUGGCUGGAGCAGAGGGCUGGGAAUCACCAAGAAAUCCCUGCACCUGCCCUUGGGCUUUUAUCUCCUCUGGGAUUUGUCUUUUCCUAAAUUCCACAGAUGCUGCUGGCAAUAAAACCUUCACUGAACAGCAA